Vidua macroura (Pin-tailed whydah) is the source of this 2120-nucleotide messenger RNA. RefSeq names its product CDC42 effector protein 2 (gene CDC42EP2). The coding region runs from base 603 to 1202 and encodes 199 amino acids. The transcript has 2 exons. Lineage: Eukaryota; Metazoa; Chordata; Aves; Passeriformes; Viduidae. The record is from RefSeq and is a predicted model, not a curated record.
GGCCCGCCGCUUUCCGGGCGUUUUUUCCUGCGAACAGGAGAAUCCCCGGAUUUCCAAACCCCCGGAUUUCUGAAUCCCUGGAUUUCCAAAGCCGCGGGCUUCCGAACCCCCGGAUUUCCGAAUCUCUGGAUUUGCGAAUCUCUGGAUUUCCGAGCCCCCGGAUUUCCGAGCCCCCGCUCCAAGGAGUGUCCCGGGAGCCCGAGCGGACUCCGACCCCCUCCCCGACCUGCGGCCGCUCCCAGCGCGGCUCCUGCGCCACUUCCCGGGGAUCCCGGCCCGGGAGGAGCCGCCCGACGGAGCCCCUGCUGCUUUUCCCGGAUUUUGGCUUUUUCCGUGGAUUUUUUUGGCACCGAGAGGGGCCGGGGUGUGGCCGAGGCCGAGACUUCUUCCUUCCUUCCUCAUCCUCCGGCUUCCCCAGGGAUUGCCCCGAGCGCCUCGCCCCGAAAUCGGGGUUUUCCUGGGAAAAGGGAGGACCCCCGGCAGGUCCCGCUGUCCCCUGGCAUGGAAUUGUCGCCGCUCCGCUGCCCCCGGCCCGGACUCUCCGCUGGAUUCCCGAGGCUGUCCUGAGGCCGGCCAGCUGGGCUCGCGUGCCGGUGGCCACCAUGUCCACCAAGGUGCCCAUCUACCUGAAGAGGGGCAGCCGCAAGGGCAAGAAGGAGAAGCUGCGGGACAUCCUGUCCUCGGACAUGAUCAGCCCGCCGCUGGGGGACUUCCGCCACACCAUCCACGUGGGCAGCGGCGGCGAGAGCGACACGUUCGGGGACAUCUCCUUCCUGCAGGGCAAGUUCCACCUGCUGCCCCGCAGCGACGGUGACCGAGGCGGCGGCGCCGAGGCGGCGGCGUUCGAGUUCUCGCGCACGGCCACCAUCUCCGGCGGCGAGGCGGCCGCGGCGCCGUCGCCGCUGCUCAAGAACGCCAUUUCGCUGCCGGCGCUCGGCGCCGCACAGGCGCUGACCCUGCCCGCGGCGCAGGCCCCGCCGAAGCCCCCGCGGCUGCACCUGGACGAGGCCGCGGCGUCGCCGCCGUGCCCGCGGCUCGCCGCGCCCGCCAACGGCGAGGCCGAGCCCUUCCUGUCGCACGCCGGCUCCCUGCUGUCCCUGCACGUGGACCUGGGGCCGUCCAUCCUGGAGGACGUGCUGCAGGUCAUGGACAGGCACCGGGCCGAGCGCGGCGCCGGCGCCCGGCCGGAGAUCCUGACGUGAGGGCGGCGCCGGGUGAAGGCGCUGGGAAAUGGACGGUGAAGGAGGAGGAUGGGGAGGAGGGCCUGGGGUGUUUUUCGGAUGCGGCGCUCAGAUUCCAGCUCGGAUUCCCGCGUCUCCUCACGCCAGGUGAGGGUUCGGCCUCGGGCUCUCCCACCCUCCUCGGUGCCAGAGCUGACCCCGGGAAACGCGACCCCGCGGGAUGAAUUCAUCUUUUGGGAUGAAUUCCAGAAGAUUCCGGCCAGGAGGACUCGGGGGCACAGGGGGGUUUGAUCUCCACGGCUCUGAACCUCCUGAACGGUCACGGCGCUGUCACCUCAACUUCUGCUCCAUGAAAUCCUCUGAAAGUCCCACAGUUCGGGAAAUCUCCACCGGGAAAUCUCCGCCGGGCUCCGUGUCUCUGUGGAGAAGCCAAAACUCCCGGUGGAGGAGCUGGGAUCUCCCAGCAGGGCUGUUGUUUUAGGAACUCAAUCCAUGGAGGGGCCAAAAAACCCCUCUGGGGCCGACAGGACCGGGGCUGGGGCUGGAAAUCGUCGAGGAGACGCAGAACCAACCAGAAAUCCCAACGUGAGGCGCAGGUGGAUCCCGGCAGCGGCGGAUCCGCCGCGGAUUGUUUGGGUGCAGUGGGAACAGGGCACGCCCGGGGGAAUUCCAGCUGGAUUUUGGGGAAUAGGGACAAAAACCCCGGCUGGACACGCUGCUGGUGUCCCUCCGGGACAGGGUGGGACCAGCGGGGCCUCCUUGUCCAGGCUCCUGUCACAAAUUCCAUCCUUUCACCGAUUUCUGGGAGUUUGAGCCCAGAACGGAUCCCCCCAGGGCGGAGUCGAGGCCCCUCCUGACCCGGCUGCCUCAUUGCCUCAUUGCCUAACGAGUCUAAUUUAGAUUAUCUGACUAAUGACUCAUUAGAUUCACGUUAACGAA